Messenger RNA from Populus euphratica (Euphrates poplar), 2891 nucleotides. Its product is annotated as leucine-rich repeat extensin-like protein 2. The transcript has 2 exons. Gene Ontology annotation, molecular function: protein binding. The record is from RefSeq and is a predicted model, not a curated record. Lineage: Eukaryota; Viridiplantae; Streptophyta; Magnoliopsida; Malpighiales; Salicaceae. The coding region runs from base 219 to 2540 and encodes 773 amino acids.
AAUGAAUAAACAAUUGAACAUUAAGGGGAAAAAAAAAUGAAAAAAAGAGGUAGGGUGGCAAGUAAAAAGAGCGAAACUACAGCAAUGAAAAGGCUAAAACAAGGGCUUUAUAAAACUAAGUAUAGGGAGAUGGGAAAGGGCACACUGUCCAGCGUAUCUCAUAUGACACCAACUCUCUCCUUCAUGUGACUUGCUUCUCUUCAUACAGGCAAGCAUCAAUGUCAUCUCCUCCUCCUCGUCCUCCUCCUCGCUUAUUCUUGAUUCUUUUCUUGCUUGUUUCCACUUCCUCUUUCCUCUUCCAGAUCUCCUCUGCAGCCCAUGAAGAUGAAGAUCAUGAUAUAGACGUAAAUCCAAACCUCAAGUUUGAGAACCCUAGGAUCCGCAGAGCCUACAUUGCCUUGCAGUCAUGGAAACAAGCCAUCCAUUCAGACCCAUUCAACUUCACGGCCAACUGGAAGGGCUCAGACGUGUGCUCUUACAUGGGGAUCUUUUGUGCUCCAUCUCCCCAGAACAAGAAAGUAAGGGUGGUGGCUGGCAUUGACCUCAACCAUGCUGACAUUGCUGGCUACCUCCCUACCGAGCUCGGCCUUCUCACCGAUCUGGCACUCUUCCACAUCAACUCCAACAGAUUUUGUGGAGUGGUGCCCAAUAGUUUCAGCAAAAUGAAGCUUCUACAUGAGCUGGACCUCAGCAAUAAUCGGUUUGUGGGCAAAUUUCCGAAGGUUGUUCUCUCAUUGCCUUCCCUCAAGUACUUGGAUCUGCGCUUCAACGAGUUUGAAGGUUCUGUGCCCUCCCAGCUCUUUGACAAGCCUCUUGAUGCUAUCUUCUUGAACGACAACAGGUUCCAGUUUGGCAUCCCAGAGAAUCUUGGGAACUCUCCUGUUUCUGUUCUUGUCUUUGCGAACAACAACCUUGGUGGGUGCAUUCCAGGCAGCAUCGGAAAGAUGGGCAAAACCCUGAACGAGAUCAUUCUCAUGAGCGACAAUCUCACUGGAUGCUUGCCUCCCCAGAUCGGGAUGCUCAAGGAAGUAACUGUUUUUGACGUGAGCUUCAAUCAUCUUCAAGGCUCUCUUCCUUCCAGUAUUGGAAACAUGAAGAGUGUUGAGCAACUUGACAUUGCACACAACAGUUUCACAGGUGUUAUACCUGCCAGUGUUUGCCAGUUGCCUAACUUGCAAAACUUCACCUUUUCUUUCAACUAUUUCACUGGCGAAGCUCCUAGCUGUGCUGCUAUCGGAGGCAUCUCCAAUGGUACCCAGAAUUGUAUUCCUGGAAAGACAAAUCAGAGAUCAGCCAAGCAAUGUUCUUCUGAAGCUGCACGCCCUGUUGACUGCAGCAAGUUCAAAUGCGGUGGCAGUGGUGGCGGAGGUGGAAGUGGCUCUCCAUUAACACCACCACGACAGCCGCGGAGAGGUUCUCCAGUUAGAAGGCCAGCACCAAAUCCUGCACCCAUUAGAAAGCCAUUCUUUGCAUCCCCACCACCACCCACUUCCAAGUCUUCACCUUCCACCAGAUCACACCCUCCACCACCUCCUACAAGGUCUUUCCAUCCGCCGCCAUCUCCACAUUUUGCAUCCCCACCACCGCCUAGUAAAAAAGUGUCGCCCAGAACACAUCUUCCACCACCACCGCCUCCACCACCAUCUCCACCUCCACCUGUAAAGCAACAGCCACCAACUUAUCACCGUAUACCGCCGCCACCAUCUUCUCCUCCUCCACCCAGCCAUUACCAUUCAAAUCAUGCAGCACCGCCACCUAUCAAAAAAGUCUCACCCGGUACACAUUACCAUGUACCACCACCCCCGCCUUACCAUCAAUACCAAGCACCACCGCCACCAAAGCAGUCAGCUGAAGUUCCAGCACCUAGUUACCACCCUAACUGUCCACCACCACCACCCCCUCCACCAACAAAUGGAUAUGCACAUUCUCCUCCUCCAACCCAGUCCACAGCUCCAGUUCCAUCACCAGUAAAGUACUACCCACCCAAAGCAGCUUCGAGUCCACCUCCACCUCCAUUGUGUCAGACGCCACCAUCACCAAGUUACCACACUACCUCUCCACCACCACCCCCUCCACCAACGAGUGGAUAUACACAUUCUCCUCCUCCAACCCACUCUACAGCUCCAGUUCCAUCACCAGUAGAGUAUUACCCACCUAAAGCAGCUUCCAGUCCACCUCCACCUCCAUUGUAUCAGACGCCACCAUCGCCGCCGCCGCCUUCACAAGAACCAUGGCUUCCCCUACCACCUCCACCAUCAACUGGAUGUAUCACUCCAGAAUCGCCGCCGCCACCUACGCCAAGCUACCACCACCCGCAAUCACCUCCACCACCCCCUCAUCAACAACAAUGGCAUUAUCCACCAUCAAUAUCCCAUCAACAAAGUCCUCCGCCACCUCCCCAUAAUUCAUACGCAUCACCACCACCACCACCGACUCUAUUGCCGCCGCCGCCGCCAGCAAUUGAGAACACAGUUCCACUUCCACCGAUUGUAGGAGUAUCGUAUGCAUCUCCUCCUCCCCCAACAAUUCCCUACUACUAAGAGGCAGGUUGCUGGCAGGCAUGAGAUGAUAUAUUACAAGGAUUAAUGGCACGGUUUCUAAUUUUUUUUUCUUCUAAUAUUGUUGCACAAGGAGAAGGAUGAUUAAGAAGAUGUGAGUCACAGGUGAGUCGGUCAUGUUGAGAAAUAUUCUUUUGCGUCUGCAACAUUGACAAUCAUCCAUCGGUUCCACCCACGACGUUUCGUGUUUUUGCUAAAGCAAUUGCUAUUAUUCUUUUUUUUCUUUUAAUUUGAUUUUCUGAUUUUUUUUUUUAAUUUUCGAAGAACAAACUAAAUUGAUCAAGUUGUAGCAAUUAAUAACAUAUUAUUGUAUAAGUUUCUGUUAAUUUUUUA